Trichobilharzia szidati is the source of this 2104-nucleotide messenger RNA. Lineage: Eukaryota; Metazoa; Platyhelminthes; Trematoda; Strigeidida; Schistosomatidae. The record is from the annotation of a GenBank genome assembly.
UAAAAAUCUCUACUCUUAGCGAUUCCUGCCGUUUUGAAUUAUGGCAUGUGUAGCACUACAUCACCUGAUCUUUGCACUUAUUCUAGCCAUGGUGGGCACAUUUUCUAUUAGUUACUUAAUUUCUGCAUCAGACCAUCAUAUCUCCGUUUUAUUUCCAUAUAUAAGUGACACUGGAGCCUUACCACCGGAAAGUUGUGUAUUUGGUCAGCUACUCAACUUAUGUUCAUUUUUAAGUAUCCUAUGUAUUUAUGGUUGGUAUCUACACGAAUGUGUUGUAAUACAUACCCGUGGUGGACCUCAUUCUCACAUUAUGUUUGCUCGUGUUACUUGUUUUAUUGGUUGUUUAUCUGCUCUUGGAAUGUCAAUGGUUGCUAAUUUCCAGGAAGCUACUCUUCUAACCGUUCAUCUGAUGGGAGCACUGUUGGUUUUUGGACUGGGAAAUGUAUUCACUGUUUUGGUAACUUAUUCUACAAGAAAGCACUUAGAAUAUAACCACAAGAUAUUUGUUAUACGCGCUACUCUAAGCGCUGUCAUUUUGUUGGCUCAUAUAGGAACUCUUGUUUUCGGUGUUAUGUGUAGCUCAUUAACUAUUCCUUUGCCUAAGAAAUGGGAUCCAAAUGAAAAAGGGUACAUAUUUCAUGCGUUGAGCAGUACAUGUGAAUGGCUAAUGGCCUUUUCAUUUCUAUUAUUUUUCGCUUCAAUGUCUAUGGAACUGAAAAAUUACGUAUUAGAGCCAGUUAAAAUACGUAGCAGACCCAAUUUGUUAGAUAUUUUCGGAGAGAAUAUUAUUUUAGAUAAAGAAGUUGUGCGAUUAGGAGCAAUUGAAUCCAAUGCUUUUUUGUCCUGGCGGAUGGCAAUUGUAACAUGUUACUUCAUGUCCCUCAAACGUGAUCAUAUAUCUCCUUAUUUCCCUUACAUCAGUGAUGCUGGUUCAACGGUCCCGGAAAGUUGUAUAUUUGGCCAAUUGUUAAAUAUGGCUUCACUAAUUGGAGGUUUAUGUUUCUAUUCAUGGCACAAAUAUAUAUUGGAUUGCAGUCAGAAAUAUGAUCGGCGAUGUUAUCGUCAGAUGAAAAUAGCUAGAAUCGCUUUAUGUUUUGGCUUCAUAUCAGCAUUUGGAAUGAGUUUAGUAGCUAAUUUUCAAGAAACAGCUGUUUGGUCUGUACAUAUUAUUGGUGCAGCAUUGGCUUUUGGUGGUGGUUCGAUAUAUUCACUCUGUGUCACGUAUAUAACAUAUAAAUAUCUUCGUUCUGGUCGUAUUUGGAUUACACGUUUCGUAUUAUCACUUCUGACAAUUGCAUCAUUCAUCAUACACCCGAUCACUGGAUUAAUUGCGCGUCUGAUGUAUGAUGGAGAUAAUAUUAGAAAAUGGAAACCGGUUGACAGAGGUUAUGAAUAUCAUGUUGCAAGUGGGACUGCAGAAUGGAUAACAGCUUUGUCAUUUAUGUGCUUUGUUUUAUCUCUGGCUUGGGAGUUGAAAGACUGCAAACUACACACUGUUAAGAUCGGUCCUCGAUGGAACAAUGCUCAUUACGAUGAGGAUAUUCUUUCCUAGAAUCAAUCAAUCAAACAUGAGGAAGAAAGACAGUCAUCAGCUAUGGCCCCAGUCACUUCUAUCACAUUAUGAAAACUUAAUCAUGUUUUUUUUCUUUCUCCCCUAUUGUCUAUAAUAUUAUUAACUGGCGUUUGAUUUAUCAUCGUUAUUUGUUCUCUCUCUUUUUUUUAUUUAUUCAACUCAGAUAAAUCACAGCACAAUGAAGCAAUGAUUUCCAGUAAUCCCAUGUGUUUUUUACUUUUUCCACUUUUUUUUUAAUUUCCUCAAGUCAUUUUUUAUAAGAAGUAUGCUGUGUGUUUUAUUUUUUAAAUAUUCUUAUAAAACGGUUAACUAUGAUUUCGAAUAACACUUAUCAUGAUACCUAUUGUGACUUCAGUCGUGAUUAUUUUUAAUUUCUUGAAAUAUAACCUAUUUUAUUUGGGUGUUUUAGAGGCGAUAUUAUGAAAUCGUGUUAUCAAUGUGCAAUCUUUCCACCUAAUCUUUAUUUUUCUGCUCAACGAAAUACAAAUUUACUGCAUAUGCAACAAUAUUGUUUUUUUUUUUGCGUUUAUC